UGGCCGUUUCAUCCUGAGUCCUCGGCGCGGCUGGUGGAAGGCGGCCGCAGGCUGGAACGGCUCCGGGCAGCCGAGCGAUGUCGGCAGCGCUGGUCAGGAGGGGGCUCGAAUUGAUGAGCCAGGAUUUGAGAGAUAAAGGGAGGAGCAGGAAGGCCAUUCCCACGCACACGUCUGGUGCUGACCAUUUGCACCAAGUUAAUGCAAAUAAGAAGGGAACAAAAAAGCAUUUAAAGAGCUUGCAGGGACAAGGGAAGAACAAGAACAAAGCAACUGUCAAGGGCAAAGUUAUUAAAUCAGCAUUAGAGGAGUAUCAGAAGAAAAAGGCUGCAGAUCACACAGAGGAAAAUCUCCAGUACAUGCUCGGUGCCAGGUUCCUGACUGAGAGCAAAGUGACUCAACAAGUCCUGAAUUACAGUCAAGGAAGGAAAGCGAAGGAUCGUCCAGAGAAAAAGGAAGUGAAGAAGGAAAGGAAGAGCGUAUUCACAGAGAGUGAUUUCAGAAAGUUUGAGAGAGAGUAUUUUGGGGCAUCCUAAUCUUGACCUUUGGUGAAAAGAGUGGACCAGCAGGCUUUCAUUUUUGGGGAGAGAUCAGAUCACUGCAUGACAAAUCCUGUAAGCAGUGCCUACCUCAAGUCUUAAUCAUGAAGAUGGUUUUUGGGGACUGAUCUGGCACACGUGUGAGAGCAACAGAGACCUAACAAGGACAGAAAAUCCAGUUCCUCUCAAGUUUGAGACCUGGCUGUAAAAUCUGCCAGGGUCUACUCAUCACUUAUUUAGUUGUUGAAACCUUGUGUUGUCUUUUUCUGUGUUUCACAUCAACAUAUAAACAUUUAUGUUAAGUGAAGAGUAAAUAUUGCAUCGUACUAGAUUACUUGCACUUAUUACUAGAAUGCCACUGUCUCCCCAAACCUUCUCCCACUGUGACUCUAGAGAUUUGAAUAUUGUUGCAAUCCCUCAGCCGGAAAUGUGAGGAGAUGGUCUCUGUGAGUGCAGGAUCUUGUCAGAUAGGGAGCACGGUUGUUCCAACUCAGUUGGAGCUUCUUGCUGCCAAACAGCUCACACCCUCCGCUUGGAGUCUCAGAUCACAUUUGGGACGCCCUAGUCUAACAAGUACCACCACUUAUGUCACCUUUAGCUUCCAGUAACAUCACAGUUUUAUUCAUAGAACAGGAACAUUCUGAGAUGUUUUGACUCUUUCUCUUUCAGUCCACCACAAGCCAUGCCAAAGAGCAGAGCCAUCUUGUUGGUUUAUCCAGUCAGGCAGACCAGGAAUGCUAGAUUUCCAGCCUAGUCUUUGCUGACCUUUGGGGUGGCUACCAUUCACUGUGGUGCCCUGGUGCUAAAGUUCCAGCUCCUUUGCACUAUCCAGAAAAACACAUUGGGUAACACCGACAUGUGGACAUCAAGAAUGGAUGAAAUUGGGCAGAGUUACUACCCCUCUGCAUGAUAUUCACAUUCAUUGUUCAGGCUCAUUCCUGAGGAAUGGUAAUAUGAGUGAGAUGGGAUGAACAUCUUGCCUGAUACCUACCACAUCCUCCCCCUCCCUAUUAAAUUUUCAGUGUCUUUAAAACAGCAAGUAUGAAGUUCAGAAAGCAACUCCCCAUUUUCUCACAUAUUAUGAAGAUUGUAUCUUCUUCUCAUCAAUGCCUCAUGUAAGAUUAAACCUAUGGUUAACUUCACCCCUGUUAUCCUCUUUAAUAUAACAUAGUAUAUGCCACUGCUGGCAUUGGUUGUCCAUCCCUAACUGCCCUUGAAUUGAGGGCAGUUAAGAGUCAACCACAUUAAGGCCACCUUAAUGUUCUGGGGUCAUGGGUUCAAUUCCCAACAUGGCAGCUGGUGGAAUUUAAAUGCAAUGGAUGAACAAAUCUAGAAUAUAAAGCUAACCUUAGUAUCAGUGACCAUAAAACUAUAAUCAGUUACCAUGAAAAGACCAUCUAAUGCACUAAUAUUAGUUGGGGAAAGAGACCUGUCCUGGAAACAGCUUAUCAAGCCACUCUGUUCAAGGACAAUUGGGGAUGAACAGUAAAUGUUGGCCUGGCCAGUGAGUGUGACAUCCCAUGAAACAAUAAAUUAAAAGACUGCCCCUAGCACCUGCCAUCACCAGUAAGGUACACUGUAUUGUUGCACAACUCAAUGAAUUCUUGUGAUAGAACGUUAUCUCUGGCCUCACUGAGUCACAGUAUUCUGGGUUCAGGUCCCACCCCCGGACCUGGAUGCAAAGAUCAAGGCUGACCUUCCAAUGCGGUACUGAGAGGAUGCUCCACUCAUAGAAGUAACUUGCUACAAAUGUGAUGUACAUCUGCCCGAUUGGAUGAAUGUAAAAUCACCUGUAACUCCAUGUUGAAGAGAAGUUAUUCUUGGUUAAUUGGUCAAUAUUUAUCACACAAUCAAUGUCUCAAAAAGAGCAAACAAUCUGAUUAUUAUCACCCUGCUGUUUGUGGGAGCUGGCUGUGUGUAGAUUGGCUGAUGUGUUUCCUGCAAUACAACAGUGACUGGAAGAACCUUUGGUGGUUGUCAAAUGUGCCUUAUAAAUGCCAGUCUGUUUUA
Hemiscyllium ocellatum (epaulette shark) is the source of this 2546-nucleotide messenger RNA. RefSeq names its product ribosomal protein S19 binding protein 1 (gene rps19bp1). The record is from RefSeq and is a predicted model, not a curated record. Lineage: Eukaryota; Metazoa; Chordata; Chondrichthyes; Orectolobiformes; Hemiscylliidae. Gene Ontology annotation, cellular component: nucleolus. The transcript has 4 exons. Gene Ontology annotation, molecular function: enzyme binding. The coding region runs from base 78 to 533 and encodes 151 amino acids.